GACGGGCACUGAUUGUGACAGCUAUGCCGGAGAGGGCGAGGGCCUUUAUACAAAGCUCUGUCCCAGGGGCGGCAAUAACUUGUGAUUUUUUGUGAGUUGCCAGACAGAGCUGAUCCUGACCCAACACGCAAAAACCGCCGUUGCUGAGCAGGCUGGUCUCAGUCAAGGGAAAUCAUCGUCUCCUUGGACAGUGACGAUCUGGGAGGAUCGGCACUCUGCACAACGGACAACGGGAUGAGUACGUGACGAUUGUCACUUUCAUUAUGCCUUUGAGAGGUACUUUUUGUUUCUAGAUUCCGCCACGCAAGUCUUGUGCUCAGAAAUCAUAAAUAUUUAAACAGACCCAUGUUUCUAUAUUGUAGCCUUUUUCCUCAUUGCAAUAUUUUGUUUUCUUUACGCAAUUAGUAUUAACAUAGGGAUCUCCCUACAUUUAAAUCCAUCUUGCCUUUCUUUGAGAAGCCUUUUGUUGUCGUUUAGCUCGUCUGUUGACAUUCAUCCUUGUUCUCAGGAUCCAAGAAUCGUGAUCCUAUAUCCUUAAUAGUCAUUACAACCAACCCCAGAAAGACCAGCAGCAGCAACAGUCGGACAUCAACAUGCCAAUCAAUGCUGCCACUGGCACAUCCUGUACCAUCAACCUCCUCCCACCACCACCAACAACAACAUCAUCAUCAUCAUCAACUGAUCAGAUACCAGCUCAGAUUCCGUGCAAGGAGUAUAAACACGAGACGACCACCGAUCCGACCACUGGGGCUAUCCAAGAGACUGUGACCAUCGAGUCCCAACAAGCCUGUCCUUUUGAAAUCCUCAUCGACAUCAAACCAACAGCAUACUCAACACUCACCGCCAACUCAUCAUCAAGAUCAUCAAAAAUCAAACCGCAGGACUACGUUAUCCAUAGGAUCCUCGACGGGAUCUCUGCGGGAUAUCAGAAACUGUCUAAGACGAAGUCGCAUAGAUUAGUACACAUGACUAAGACCUCUUCCAGGGACAAAUUGAGUUUCAGAAGGUUCCAAUUCGCACCGAUCACCCUGGUGGAUCCGGACGACUAUGAGACUCCGAAUCAGGGAUCGAGGAACCCGACGGACACGAUCUGUGAGGACGAGGAGGUGAUCAAGUCUCUCGGGACGAUUCAAGUCGAUGUCAUCAGGGCCGAUCUGGUCCAUCGUCUACGAAAACCUGCCAAAAAUCGAGCCGCACCCGCCCCGUCUACGAAUCAGAUGAAGUUCUCAGAACGCUCUAAGAAGGCAAGGCUCUUGAAUACCGCCGGCUUGUCCGAUACUUUCCCCUCCAACGGCCCUCCUCGCCCUAUGAAAUGGCAUAUCAAAAAACAGGAUCCGAAGCCAUUUCUUCAAUUCGUCUUCAAAUACAAACCGAGGGCGAUCUUAGAAGACGAAGGAACCAUCGCGCGAGAUCCCAGUCAGGCUGAUCAAAUCAACCAGAACAUCGAGGAUGAUGACCAAGACGCGCACGAAACCGAUCGCAAACCUUCCCUCAAGCGCAUCAAGAGCGAAGCCACCAUUGCUAAUGAUCAUCAGAUUCGUCAGAAGAAAAAGCAAAAGAUCAUCGACCUCACCGGGGCUGAUGACAGUGAUUAGAAACCACACAAUCAUCAUCUUUACACACACUCUCUCUAUCUUUUGCUAGAUCUACUUCGUGGCCUCUCACUUGUGCAUACCCACCCACACUCUCUCUCUUUUCCCUUAUUUUGUUCCAUUAACCUCAAACAUGCCUUAUUUAUUUGGUCUUCUUGUCUGUCUGCUUCUUCAAUUAUGUUUCAAUGUGCUCGUCUAUCUUGAUAAUUAUCUACAUACUACAUAAGAACCAAAAAAAAAAACUGAAAGUGAAACCACGGACUGCUAUUUGUCUGAUUACUCUUAGAUGCAUAUAUAGGAUUCCAGGGUCUUCUUUUUAUAUACCUCUUGUUUAGUCUGAUGGUUGAUCUCUCUUCUAUCUAGUACUAGUACACGAAUCAGAAAUAUGGACAUUGACAUGCAACCUGAUUAG
Messenger RNA from Puccinia graminis f. sp. tritici CRL 75-36-700-3, 2004 nucleotides. RefSeq lists its product as uncharacterized. The record is from RefSeq and is a predicted model, not a curated record. The coding region runs from base 594 to 1595 and encodes 333 amino acids. NCBI's taxonomy places the organism in Eukaryota, Fungi, Basidiomycota, Pucciniomycetes, Pucciniales, Pucciniaceae. The transcript is spliced from 2 exons.